Messenger RNA from Drosophila serrata, 2976 nucleotides. RefSeq lists its product as uncharacterized. Lineage: Eukaryota; Metazoa; Arthropoda; Insecta; Diptera; Drosophilidae. Gene Ontology annotation, molecular function: muscle alpha-actinin binding; actin binding. Gene Ontology annotation, cellular component: stress fiber; adherens junction; filamentous actin. The record is from RefSeq and is a predicted model, not a curated record. Gene Ontology annotation, biological process: muscle structure development; actin cytoskeleton organization.
AGAACUUACGAUAGUAAAAAACACGAUCACAGAAUUUCAGCUUUUAACUAACACCAUGAAAAACUCUCAAACAAACCCAAAGAAAAGUUAAAAAAAAAAAACAGCAAAAUAAAUGCAACAAUUUCGCGGUGGAACAUUAUCUAAAAAAAGGGAAAAACACGCCAAAAAGAGGAGACGGCAAGAGAGACUGAGAGGAAAAUGGAAUAGUUGCAGCCACAAAGGAAAACUUCUCGAAAAUUAUUUCAGUUGCCCAAGUCGAGUGCAGUCGUGUGGAAGUGAAAACGAGAAGAAGCCAAAAAAGAGCACACAAAAAAUAAGCAACCGAACAGCCAAAGGCCAAAAAGUGUUAAAUACACUAUCCAUAAUUAGCCCUCAAAGUGAUCCAAAUAUCUGUGGUCUUGAGUCUUUCACAUUUUUGGAGUUUCCAUUGCACUUUCGCGCACUUGCAGUUCAAGAUUUAAUGAUUAUAUAAUUCUGGUGAUUAUAUAAGCCACAAAAUUUAACAAGAUUCUGCCGCAGAGUCGAAGUUUCAGUCAACAAAAGUGAAAAAGUGGAAAAGCAAAGCUCUAUUCAGAUUGCUGCUGAAAAGCCGGCAAAAUACAAAUAAUAUUUUUGCACGGGCGAAAUUUUGACAGGCGGGCAGGCAAACAACAACUACUGGGAAAAAGAGCAACCAAAAGUUCCGCAGGCAAAGAGAGUGAGGCUGAGAAAAUAGAAAAGCGGAAAAUAGGAAAAGUGAACAAACGGAGGAAGCAAAAGAGUGCCACCGGCGCGAGUGCGAAUUUAUAAAUAAAACCAGCGGCUAGGAAGAGAGAUCCGGCGUCUCUUCUUCGAAGAGUAAACAGAAAAAGCGAUGCCGGAGCCAUUGGGACUGGUCUGGUCGGUGCCGGAGACGCGGAAGAGGGCGCCCGUUAUCAAGGUAUCCUGCGGCAUCGGUGACACCGAUGGCUUCCCCGCCUUCGACGUUGACUCGGAUGCGUAUGCCUCCAAGGAUGAUACCAGAUGGGGUUUCCUCAUCACCGGCGGGGCCGAGUUCCAUAUGCCGCUAACAGUCUUCCAGGUGACCCCCGACGGUCUGGCCGACAAAGCGGGCAUUCGCCUGGGCGACAUCAUACUCGAGAUAAACGAGGAGGACGCCACGCAGCUGACACUGUCCCAGGCCCACGAGAAAAUCAACGCAACGCCCAAGAAGAUACAUUUCCUGCUGCGCAACAUGGAGGAGGAUGAUCCCAUGGGCCAGUUCGAGGCCGGCGAGGAGAAGUCGAUUGUAAUGCGGAUUCCCAAGCCUUUGCCGCCGCCAAGUGGACGGAUACGGGCCAGCUCCAUUGAGAUGCGCCUGCUGGAGAUGCAACGAAAGCUGUCGGCCAUAGCUGAAAUACCAAAAAUUCUGACCUCCACUUUGGCCACCGUCUCGCAAAGCUUUGGCAGGAUAAGCGAGUCGGAGGCGGAUGAGGAUGCGGAUGCGGAGGAGGCCUAUGUGCAGCGUAAAUUCUCAUAUGACGAGGAUGUCCUUGACUUCGAGCUUAGGGAUGAUGGAGAAGAGCCAGGUGACACAGACAGUGAUGAGGAUGAUUUGGUGCAGGUGGAAGAGGAGGAAGAUGAGGAUGUGGAUGAUGAGGAGGAUUCUGCUACUGCUGAAGGUGUCAAGCAAUCAAAGCUGCUGAAGGAUGUCACGCCGGAAUCGGAUUAUGCAUCGGAAGCCAAUUAUCCCUCAAAUGAGGCAAGCGAUGACACGGCAACCGAGGAUGAGCUGGAGGAGGCUAGCGAGGCGGUAUACUUUAUCAAACUGCCAGAGGCGUUCCCUUCCGAGGAUGAGGAUAGCGACAGCGACUUCUUGAGCACCACCUACACCUGGAAUCUGCGCAAUGUGCCCAAGGUGCGCAUUAACGAUGCCGAGGCCGAGGGCGAACUGACACUGGGCCACCAAAGGAAGGAGCUGCUGGAGCAGGAGCUGAAGCAAGGCCAGGAGAAAAAGCGGGAGCAGCAGGAGGAACAAUCAAAGGUGCGCCCUGCCACGCCCACUCCGCAGGCCCCAUCCCAGGACUCCGCCGAAGGACAGACACAAAAGUUGCUCUUUAGACUGGAUAAGCUGGAACGAUCCUGGCCCUGGGCGGACCGUGAAAAAAUCAUCUACAAACAAUCCACGUGUCAUCUAGUGCCCCGCAAGCCACUGGGAUUGGUGGGACAGCGAAUGCAGCUGCUGCUCAAGGACAGAAAGGAGUAAGCUGCGAAGAGGCAAAGUCAGAGGAGAGCCAUGUUAAACAGUUCCUGCCAGUAGCUUAAGUCUAACCUCAGAGGGCUGGGAGUGACGAAGUAUCCAACUUUUAAUUGAGUUCAUUAUGCAAAUACACAGGCGACAACAGCAGCCUCAACUCUGGCAGCACUUCAAUUAAAAGCCGCACACCAGGGUGUAUGCGAAACUCUAUUCAAACACUCAUUCACACUCACACACACCCUUUUGGGUUUGGUAAAAUUUUUAAUUAAAGUGCACUCUCGAAUGCCAAACAAAAAAAUCACUGCCAAAGCCAGGCGGCCACCCGUAACCAGAGUCAAAAUCAAGACGAAACCCAAGCCAAAAGUAGAACAACUUGGCCAACAGUUCCCCAACUCCAAAAGGCACUCGCAACUUGGCCAGGUUAUGCAUUAUUUGUGACCUACCGCACCAUAAAUUUCAGUUGAAGGCCAACGCAAUGCACUUAUCCCCUUAACAUCAGAAUGUGCGAGUCACGCAAAAUACACCAGCACAGGCCAUUACGAUAGUGAAAACCAUUUCUUUAAACCUUAAACACAUUUUUUAUAGCUUUUUGUACUCUUUUAAUUUGAUUGAUUGGUAUAAUUGUUUCUUAUUAAUAUUUUCAAUUUUACCUAAUUUUAUGAUCAAUCAAGUUCCUCUUUCAUAUAUUACUGUCAUAUUUCUCUUGCUUUAAAUUUGAUCAAAUUCGAAAGGAAAAGCUCGUUCAAAGGAUUAACUUACUA